AUGUCAGGAUCGUUACAAGUGACGCAGGCGCUGCAGCAUCAGCAGUGUCAGCAGCGACAGGAACAGAAGCAGCAGCAGCAGCUUCACUUUGAGAGCAGCUGUUACCUGAGCAGCAAGUCGUCUGUUAGCAAGCAGUCCUUCUCCAGCGUCAAGACCACCAGCCGUCGUGUGAAGACCAGUGUGAAGACAGCGAAGGGGCAGGAGGUGGUUAAACUCAGCCCGCUACCCAAGAGAGCCAAACGCACCUACCUGGCCAUGGACAAGGACAAGGAAGUCAUCGGCUAUGUCAUUCCCGUAUUCAGAGCCAAUCAUGAGGUUGUUCGUGGUCUGAUGGAGGCCCAGGAGGAGGACGUCACUGAAGAGGGCAUCAACUAUGUGGCCAUGAGGAACCUGUUUGUCAGGGAGGCCAAGGAGGCUAUGGAGGUUAGGGUGGUGAAGAAAACCAGAUCAACACAUAUCAGGGAAUCUGCUGAACGCAUGGACCUGGCCAGGACGAUGGAUGAGUGGACAGAGUUCCGUAAGAAAAUGAACCCAGACAGCCUGACACACGCUCCAGAGUUCAUCAUCAAGCCGCGCGGACAGACUGUCUGGGAGGGCAAGGACGUCAAGCUGCACUGCACUGUGGCAGGAUGGCCUAAGCCCAGGGUUGCCUGGUACAAAAACAAUGUGCUCAUUGACGCCAAGGCCCACCCCGAGAAGUACACAGUGGAGAGCAAUUACAACAUGCACUCCCUGGAGAUCAAGAACUGUGAUUUCUACGACACCGCUAAGUAUCACAUCUCUGCCCUCAAUGUGAAAGGAGAAGCUUCCUCUGUGGCUACUGUUGUUGUCAAAAGGUUCCAGGAGGGCGAGGAAGCAGGCCCACUUGAUCCUAAACCACAUGGUUUCUCUGCUGAGCAUGGCGUCACCUUUCUAACAACCAUCAUUGACAAGUUCGAAGUGGCCUUUGGCCGUGAGGGCGAGACUUUGAGUCUGGGCUGCACCGUCAUCGUUUAUCCCACUGUGAAGAAAUACCAGCCUGAAGUCGUGUGGUCCAGAAACGGUGUCCCCUUGAAGCCCUCUAAAUGGGUGCACAGCCACUGGUCUGGGGAACGUGCCACACUCACGCUCGUCCACCUCAACAAGGAAGAUGAGGGCAUGUACAAUCUGCGUGUCAACACCAAAUCUGGCUAUGACACCUACUCUGCUUAUGUGUUUGUCAGAGAUGCUGAUGUGGAGGUGGAGGGGGUCCCUGUGGCCCCCCUGGAUGUGCGCUGUCAUGAUGCCAACAAGGACUAUGUGGUGGUGACCUGGAAGCAGCCAGCGGUGGAGGGCAGCAGCUCCAUCCUGGGAUACUACAUCGACAGGUGCGAGGUGGGCGCUCACCACUGGACUCAGUGCAAUGACGAGCCAGUGAAGUACGCACGCUUCCCCGUCACAGGACUGGUGGAGAGCCAUUCUUACAUCUUCAGGGUUCGGGCUUUUAACAAGGCAGGAGUCAGCCGCCCGUCCCGCGUCUCCGAGGCCGUGGUUGCCAUGGAUCCCGCUGACAGAGCCCGCCUUAGGGCUGGUCCCUCAGCUCCUUGGACUGGAAUGAUCAAGUUCACAGAGGAGGAUCCCACUGUGGGCGUCGUCCCCGGAGAGCCCUCUGACGUUGUGGUUACUGAAGCAACCAAGAGCUACGUGGUGCUGGCCUGGAAGCCUCCAGUGCAGAGGGGUCAUGAAGGAGUCAUGUAUUACAUUGAGAAGUGUGUUUCAGGGACCGACACCUGGCAGAGGGUGAACACCGGCAUGCCAGUCAAGUCUCCCCGCUUCGCCCUGUUCGACCUGGCCGAGGGUAAAUCCUACAACUUCCGCGUGCGCUGCUGCAACUCCGCUGGCGUGGGCGAGUCCUCCAUAUCCACAGGAGAGAUCACAGUCGGAGAUAAACUGGACCUGCCCUCAGCUCCGGGCAAUCCAGUGGCCACCAGGAACACCGACACCUCCGUGGUGGUCUUCUGGGGGGCUUCUAAGGAAGUCAAGCACCUGGUGGGCUACUAUAUUGAAUGUUGCAUUGUGGGCACCGAUGAGUGGAUGCCCUGCAACAACAAACCUGUCAAGCAGACCAGGUUUGUGUGCCACGGCCUGACUACUGAAGCAAGCUACGUGUUUAAGGUGAAGGCAGUGAACGCUGCUGGAUACAGCCAGAGCUCCCCAGUCUCUGAGCCUGUGGUUGUGAGAGCCGCCAUCUCUGUCCCUGGAAAGCCCACUAACGUGACCCUGGUGGAGGCUGUUAAGGACUACAUGGAGCUGGCCUGGAAGGAGCCCGCUAACAAUGGAGGAGCUGAUGUUAGGGGAUAUUUUGUGGACUACAGGACCGUGAAGGGAGACGUUUUUGGAAAAUGGCAUGAAAUGAACCUCAAGGCACUGACUACUACCUCCUAUAAAGCUGAGAACCUGAAGGAGAACGUCAUCUACCAGUUCCAGGUGCGCGCUAUGAACAUGGCAGGUGUGAGUGUGUCCUCUCUGCCUAGUGCAGAUCUGGAGUGCAAGGAAUGGACCAUCACUGUGCCAGGUGCUCCUGUUGGUCUCCAUGUGCUGGAGGUCCGUGACACCUCCGCCGUGGUCCUCUGGGAGCCACCUGCAUUUAGUGGCCGCACUCCCGUCAAUGGCUACUAUUUGGACCUGAAGGAAACAUCUGCUGCAGGAGCCGGCUGGAAGGCUGUUCAUGAGAAGGUCAACAGGAUGAAAUACAUGAAGGUGACCGAGCUGAAGGCUGGCGCGUCCUACGUCUUCCGCGUCCGUGCUCAAAAUCUGGCUGGAGUUGGAAACCCGUCAGCAGCCUUGGGUCCGAUCCUGGCCCAGACUCGCCCUGGCACCAAAGAGAUUUAUGUGGAUGUGGAUGAUGAUGGUGUGAUCUCUAUGGUCUUUGAGUGCUCCGAGAUGAAGGAGGGCUCUGAGUUUGUUUGGUCCAAGAAUUACAAGACCAUGACAGACACAUCUAGCCUGACCAUUGUCACUGAAAAGGGCAAGUCCAGAGCCAUCUUCAACAGCCCCUCCCUGGACGAUCUGGGCACCUACUCCUGUAUGGUCACCAACACUGACGGCAUCUCCUCCAGCUACACGCUGACUGAGGAGGGUCUCAAGCGUCUUCUGGACAUCAGCUACGACCACAAGUUCCCUGUUAUUCCCUUCAAGAAUCAAAUGGCCAUGGAGCUGCUGGAGAAAGGUCGUGUGCGUUUCUGGACUCAGGUGGAGAAAUGCACCUCCGCCUGUCAAGUGGAGUACGUCUUUAAUGAUGUCAUCGUUUCUCAGGGAAAGAAAUAUACAAUGAACUUCGACCAAUCCAGCGGCAUCAUUGAAAUGUUCAUGGACUCUCUGGAGGUCACCGACGAGGGAACGUUCACCUUUAAUCUGGUCGACGGCAAGGCCAAGGGCACAACCAGCCUGGUGCUUAUUGGAGAUGAGUUCAGGGAGCUUCAGAAGAAAUCUGAAUUUGAGAGGGCAGAAUGGGUCAGGAAACAAGGUCCUCACUUUGUCGAGUACCUUGGCUUCACUGUUACUCAAGCAUGUGAUGUGCUGCUGAAAUGCAAGAUUGGAAAUGUCAGACCAGAGACUGAGAUCACUUGGUCUAAGGACAACAUUGAGAUUGCCGACGAUGAUGAGGACGCUAAGAAAAUCGAGAGAAAGGACGGCGAUCUGGCCUUUAAUAUUGGAAAGUGGGUUAUUAAGCAGGAGAAACCGACAGAAAAAGAAGGAAAAAAGAAAACUGCAGAAGAUGUUCCCCCGCCGCCAAGACCCAAAAUCUCCAAGACGGACACAGGUCUUUACGAGGUCUUCCUGAGGGACGACAGAGGCAAAGAUAAGAGCUCCUUCAGUCUGACUGAUGCAGGAUACCAAGCUGUAAUGAAUGAGCUGUUCAGGGUUAUUGCCAACUCCUCCACUGAAAUCAAAGUCACCAGUACUGAACAUGGCAUCAUCCUCUACUCCGAAGUCACAUAUUACAAUGAGGACCUGCGUGUUGGUUGGCUCCACAAAGAUGGUAAGAUUGCCGCUUCAGAGAGAGUUAAGUCCGGAGUCACAGGAGAGCAGCUUUGGCUUAAGAUCAAUGAGCCCACUGAGAAGGACAAGGGCAAAUACACCAUGGACAUCUUUGAUGGCAAGGACGGUGUGAAGAGAGUGUUUGAUCUGUCCGGCAAGGCAUGGGAAGAGGCAUUUGAAGAAUUCCAAAGGCUCAAGGCGGCAGCCAUCGCAGAGAGAAAUCGUGCUCGCGUUGUUGGAGGCCUGCCAGAUGUGGUUGCAAUCCAAGAGGGCAAGUCCCUGAACCUGACUGGCAAUGUCUGGGGCGAGCCGGCGCCUGAGGUGAGCUGGGUGAAGAACGAGAAGGAGCUGGUAUCUGACACCCACAUCAAACUCAAGUUUGAGCACGGCAAAUUCGCCAGCAUCACAAUCGACGCCGUCACCACAGCUGACUCUGGCAAAUACGCCCUCAUGGUCAAGAACAAGUACGGCACAGAGGCUGGAGAGUUCACCGUCAGCGUCUACAACCCGGAGGAGGAGGAGGCCAAGAAAGGCUAAAGGAUGAUGCAGCGUAAUGAAAUAAAGCAGAAAAACAAAGAACGACUGGGCUAUUUCCAAAGCAUUUUACCCCGGCACAUGCCGGUGCACUGAGCAGUUUAAAUAAAUGAUUAAUACAGCUGCUUCCUCCUGCCUUUUUCAUGUGCUGGGCUAAAGAGCUUUGGGUAUUGCUUGUCGAGGAAGCAAACAAUGAAAGUGAUACCGAGAGGAAAAUUGUGUGCUUUUAGUUGCUUGACAUGUCUUCUGUCUGUAAAUGUAUUGUUUAAUCAUGGUCGAGAUGGUUGACCUGUCAUUAAUCCUUGUUUUAGCAAUGAAGGCCAGCACAAGCAAGGUGCGGUUUUCUUUUACUAUUACAGUAUUACAUUUGGAAAACCUUUUGACCUCUGAAACCAAGUCAUGUCUGAGGUUUACACACUGUAAAAAAUAAAUUAAUUUAAUGAAUUUCCCACCAGCUAUUUGCUUUUUGUUGUUGGGCAUUGGAAAAACGUCAGAGGAUAUGUCACAUGCUCCACUGAUUAUAGCACUCAAUGUUUGAAUUGUACUGCGAGCAUGUUUGCUAUCUGACGUUGAAGUACUGUUUGCAUGUGUCAAUAAUUACAACAGUUUGUAGGAGAGGUAGAGCAGGUAAACCCUGAAGUCACUGAGAAUAGUGUGAUGACAACACAACAGUUAAAACUGCUCCAUGCACGGUAUCUCAUGCGGCCUACAAAGUUGUGUGCACAUUCUUGCAGGUAUAACUUGCAUUCUUUUGGACGUCUUUCAAUGGAAACUAUCAUUUGAAUGUCAGACGCCGUCAAAGAAAUGUAUUGAAUGUGGGGGAAUGUAGUAUUUCAAGUGCAACAUGAGGAAACCAUAAAGAAAAUGCCCUGCAGCAUUCGGUGUGUGUAAUUAACAGGUUAAACACAAGUCUGUUUUCCCUUCAAGGCACUCCUUGUAAUAAAAGUGUUCGUGCUUUAGAGAGGUUUCUCUUUGUCUUU
Molecule: messenger RNA, 5513 nt
Organism: Centropristis striata (black sea bass)
Lineage: Eukaryota; Metazoa; Chordata; Actinopteri; Perciformes; Serranidae
Gene: myom1a
Product: myomesin 1a (skelemin)
Exons: 37
Coding region: 1-4536 (1511 amino acids)
Molecular function (GO): protein binding
Source: RefSeq, a predicted model, not a curated record